AGUCGGUAGUCUGUCGCUCGCUGGUUGGCACGCGUGUGUCUUUUGCAGCUGGUCGCGGUUUGUCCGGCGUUUGGUCCGCCGUCGGUCGCUACGAAAAAAGGCUCAGACUGUGUUUUUCGCCCCCAUUAGCUGGCCGAUGUGAUAUCGCGUGUCGCUUUAUUGACGACCGACGGUGACGGACGGUUUCUCGGGUAGUGUGUUUGCAUGUGAUGUGUGCGGCGCGUUCGUGUGUUUGCCAGUGAGUAAUCACUGUCUUCGCCACCGCACCAGACCGACCGACUACUGCCGCUUGGAUAAUGUCGUCCUUCUAGUGAACGGGACUACAACUACUGGUUGAUUAGUUUACAUUUUAGGGCCAUUACGAUUUGUCCUGUAAAAUGUGGUGCCCGUUAGUGAGUGGUUCGAAGAGCUGAAGUGCUUCAUCGAUUGCCGAGGGGGAAAUAUCCGCUGUGAAUUGCGUCUCUGUGUCAUUACGCCCUGUGCAGUGGUCGCCAGUGGUGCGUGGGGAAGGCGUCGAGUGUUAAUGCUGAUUAAAUUAGAACCACAAGGAUCCUUCGGUUUGCGUGUCGUUAACUCCAAAGAAUCCCGUUCGGUCGUGUGGCCAUGCACUACGUCGGCCGACUGCGCUAAGGUGCCGGACGCGAGCUGCUCGAUCUACGGCUUCUGCCAGUGCCCGGCCGGGCAUGUGUUCUCCACCGACGUCACCCGCUGCCUGCCCGAGCGAUCGUAUGGGCUGAGCUGCGAGGAAGCGGUCCAGUGUUCUCAUAUGCUUACCGGUGCCAAGUGCGAGGACAAACUAUGCACCUGUGAUACCGGGUACACGUACGUACGUGGACGAUGCCGUCAGCUAGCAAACCUCGGCGAACCUUGUAACGCGGAUAUCGACUGUUUCUUCAGCUAUAAUCGAGAGGCCGUGGUGUGUAAAGAGGGCAAGUGCCAAUGUGCACCGAAUUUCUACCUUCGAAGCACAAAUGUCUGCCGGCGUGAAGUAACUCUUGGCGAGCGGUGCCUUGUAGACCAGGACUGCGUCGGAGAGGACCUAGAGUGUAACAAUGACUUCUGUGUCAAAAAGGAAGCACAAACGAAAACCUACCGGGACAUCGGAGUGCAGGCGAAGCCCUCCUGUGAGGAAAAGAAAGCGCAAGCGGAAACGAGGGUGACCCGAGAUCAUCAGCAGCAAACCAGCGUCGACGUUGGUGGGGGUGGCGGCGGCAGCAGCAGCAGCGGUUGUGGCACCGAAGGUGAUGCAAAUAGUGGGGCUGCUCCGAAGGAUCUUCAGGACGAGAAACGCAAGGAGAGUAACUCCAGUGGUGCCACGGCCAAGCGAGUUCGCCUGCAGUCGAGUGCCGAUGACACACCGACUAAGGAUGAGACUACGCCCGGGUAUGGUGAUACGUGUAGUGAGGAAACUAAACCUUGCGAGGGGGUCCGCUACUCCGUAUGUCAGAUGGGACAGUGUCUCUGCCAAGAAGGGUUCUAUCCUGUCGGUCGAGUGUGUAAAGCUGAAAUGGGAGAAUACGUAGAGAAGGAAGAAGACUGUGGGCGCUUGAGUAAUGAGGAAAAAUUCGUAAACGGUAGAUGCGUCUGUUCUAACCAUUUCUUCUACAAUUACAAUAUGAGAUCAUGUAUAAAAGGGGUUCUUGGAAUCAACACGUCGUGCACACAAAGCAGCCAGUGUUCGCCUUACGGAGCUGCGUUCUGUCCAGCGGAAACACCAAAACGAUGUACCUGCUAUCCCUAUGCUGAGUAUGAUAGCUCUCGACAGAUGUGCGUCGGCAAGAAAGGUUACGAGCAAUACUGUGAUACAGAUGAAGACUGCACGUUGGGUAAUACACGGUGUAGUGAGGUGCAUACUUGUGUCUGCCGGCCGAACUUCUUCUAUGUGAACGAACGCUGCAAGGCGAAGCCAGGAGAAACGUGCGAAGUCGUGGAUGAUUGUGGAUUCGACAAGGCAAGCUGCGAAUCGGAAGACACGCAGCAACCGAAGAAGUGUGAAUGUAUGAAGGGUCAUCUGUAUCACGGAAAUACGUGCCUGAAGGAGGCGGAAGUGUAUGAGGAGGAGUGCACCGCAAACGAGCAGUGUCAACCAUUGCUGGGCAAUCUGGGCAAAUGUAUUGACGAAAAGUGCAAGUGUGAUGAGACUGACACGCACUUUAAUGAUGGCAAGUGUCAUCCGAAAAAAGGCUUGGACGAACGUUGCAACCUGGCCAGCGAAUGCUUCGUAGAAGAUCAAGCAGACAACGUGGAAUGCCGCAACUCGUCGUGUCAGUGCAAGUUUGAUUACUCACCGGACGUGGAACGACAGCGUUGCGUUCGACCAAGUGGCAAAAGCUCUUCCGAUCGACCGAGUGCACUGAAGGUAAUCACCCUACUGUUGACCAGUGCAGCGGUCCUGAUUACGGGUUCGGCUCUGCGGGACGCCUACUACGCGUAGUGGCCACCGAGACCGAGCCGCUUUUCUAAACUAUAGUGCAGUUACAUCAAUACUACAUACAAACAACGCAACGUAACGGUGGCAAAUCAAAACAUUGAUAGCGCGCGCAUCGCAUCGGCCUCAGUGAUUAAGAUAGAACAACGCAGACAACAAACGGUUCCGCGCAUUUGACGAAUGACGGUGGAAAUCAAUCGAAAGCAAUGGCGAGGGAAGAUACAACAAUAGUUGAGGAAUUGAUCAAAGUUCACAUCUUAAACGAAUCAUGCUUCAGAAGAGUAAGUAAGCAGCAGUAUCAGAAGAUAUCAUUCGAAAGACAUAUCGAAGUGCUUCAGUGAACUAUUUUAUGAGCUAAGUUGGAAACCUUGUUGUAGUUAAUGCUAUUUCGCCCGCGUAGUUACAAGGAACAGGAUAUCUACGAGCAGAGUUUAGCAAACAUCGAAAUUGUUACAUAUGUAUAUUCUUACCUAGAGGGGCAGAUGAGUAUAAUGAAUCGUUAUGAUAUUAUUAAUAAGUUAGAGCAUACGAGAUAUUGUAGAGACAUUUUACAAAUAAAAGCAAUAAUUAAUUAACAA
This is a messenger RNA of Aedes albopictus (Asian tiger mosquito), 3006 nucleotides long. Its product is annotated as prion-like-(Q/N-rich) domain-bearing protein 25. Lineage: Eukaryota; Metazoa; Arthropoda; Insecta; Diptera; Culicidae. The transcript has 8 exons. The coding region runs from base 524 to 2434 and encodes 636 amino acids. The record is from RefSeq and is a predicted model, not a curated record.